AUGAUUGAUCAUUUUGUUCAAAACCAUGAAAACAAAGUUUUUCACUAUGUUUGUUCAUUUUGCUUAAGAAACUUCGAUUCUUCCGAUAAUUUGCUAGAUCACUUUGAAACACAGCACAUCGCAUUACACUAUGCCUGUUUAAAAUGUCAUCAGGAGUUUAAAAGCUUAACUGACCUCCUACCGCACACUCUUUUACACAAAAAUAGUAAACAACCAACAAAUUCUCCAUUAUCUCAAACCAUAGCUGUUGAAAAAAGAUAUUUAUCAUGCAGUUUUUGUUCAAAACUGUUUUCAUUGCCAUCACUUUUGAGAUCUCACACAGCUCUACAUUUAGAUGCCAAAGUUUAUGUCUGUCACUUUUGUGAAAAAAGUUUCAGAUCAAAACAAAAAUUUCUUGAUCAUUAUUUUAACCAUGACAACUCUGUUAAACCUUAUGGCUGUCCAGCCUGUGACGCAAGAUUAGGUUAUUCGACGAGCGUGCCAAAACACAUUCAAAUGCAUUUGAGAGAUUUAGGUGCCGUAACAGUAGAAAGAAAGCCACAUCUUUGUCCAAAAUGUGGCAAGGAAUAUCGAGAUCGUGCCUCUCUUAAACGACAUGAAGCCAUGGUUCAUCUGAAAAUAGGACAUCUCUGUUUGCAGUGUGAUCGCAAGUUUUCUAGUCCACAUGCACUGAAACAGCACCAGCACCAACAUACUGGUGACUUUAUAUAUGAAUGUGAUCAGUGCGAUAAACGAUAUGGGAAUGCAUCAUCACUAUACAAUCAUAAGAAAUCACACUCACAACAGAAAUUUAUUUGCAAUAUAUGCUGCAAGUCAUUCAAUUUGAAGCAUCAUCUUUUAAGACACUUAAACACUCAUACAGGGUUUGGACCAAAAAGCACAAAGAAAAUUAAGAAGGAAUUAUCUAAAGCACCAGUUGAUUAAUUACAUGUUUUGAACUACAUUUUAAUGUAAACCGGCAAUUUUGAUAAACAUUUUACGUUGUUAAGAUUUGUUGGUAUUGUAAGUUUCAUUUUAUUGCCUUAAAAUUAUCCAAUAUUUUUUAUUGAUUGU
Helobdella robusta is the source of this 1053-nucleotide messenger RNA. RefSeq lists its product as hypothetical. Bases 1 to 924 code for a protein of 307 amino acids. Gene Ontology annotation, biological process: regulation of transcription by RNA polymerase II. NCBI's taxonomy places the organism in Eukaryota, Metazoa, Annelida, Clitellata, Rhynchobdellida, Glossiphoniidae. The transcript is spliced from 2 exons. The record is from RefSeq and is a predicted model, not a curated record. Gene Ontology annotation, molecular function: DNA-binding transcription factor activity, RNA polymerase II-specific; RNA polymerase II cis-regulatory region sequence-specific DNA binding.